UAUGCUUUCAGCUGAUAUUUACUAGUAAAAGUGGCAUCAGAACCGGAAUAAAAAAUAAACACUUAUUGAUCAUGGAAGCCGAUGUUAUUGUAAAUCAUUUAAUAAAUGUUUUCUAAAGUAUUUAACUGUUCUUAUUGUUGUUGUUGUUUAUACUAAGUUGUUAUUAUAGAUAUUUAGGACAUUACUUGUUGAAACGAAAUAAUUUGGACUUCAAAAAAAUUUUAGUAGCUAGUUUUUGUUUUAUAUGCUGUUAUCUAAUAGAACUUUUCUAAACAUUUCGAUAUCAUCCUUUUAAAUAAGUAUUUGAUAAACAUUUAGUGUGAUAAAUAAACAAAAUAUGUCUUUUGCUGUGUGUGUAAAAAAUUUUGAUUCGAAAUAUUCCAUUUAUUAUCGAAGUUUCUGCUGACAUACUGUGUAUUUAUGUAAAUAUUACAAUUAUCUAACAUUGUUAAACAUGGCUAGUGAUAUUAAUAGUGAUUCAAGUGGAAGUGAUUCUGGUUCAACUCCAGAAGAGGAAAGGAUUCGUCGUCUCUUUCAAACAUGUGAUGGAAAUGGAGAUGGUUAUAUUGAUAGCCAAGAUCUUUUAGCUGUCUGUCGACAGCUGAAUCUUGAACAUUGUGUUGGAGAAAUUAUGGAACAACUUGGAGCUGAUGAACACGGCCGUAUAUCGUACAGUGAAUUCCUAAGACGAAGAAUGCAACUUAUAAAUGAAAUAAAUGCCCUUACUUUACAGGAGCAAGUGAGGGAACAUGAAUCAAUUCAUAGUAGCAUUGGUAGACAUUCCAUAACAAUGCAACAAGCCUCUCCUGCACCUGAGAGUAGUAGUACUGGUAAUUGGCCCACUAGCAGUGACAGUCAAGGUAGUCAUGGUGCUAGUGGUAAACAUGAAAGCUGGGAGUUUGAUUCUGGAGCUCGUGAUUUAAGUCCUGAGCCCAAUACCCUACAUAAAUUAAUAGAAGCAGCUGGAGGCACUAUAUCUGGAUGCAGUAAUGAUUUGUUGGAAUUAGCAAACAAAUUACACCUUGCAAAAUUGGAUUCAUUAAAAAGUAAAAUAACAGAGCUUACAACUAUAAUUCAACACACAGCUCAAGAAAGGGAUGAUCUUGAAAGGCAAUUAAAUAAAGCUCAGUUAAAUAAAUGGAGGCUAGUUCGAGAACAAGAAGACAGAUUAGCUCAGCAAGCUCAAAGAUAUGAAGAAAGACUUACUGAACUGACAAGUGUGAUAGCAGAAUUGAACAAAAAAUUACUUGCACAAAGAGCCAAUGUGAUAAAAGAGGAAGAUGAAUGCAGUCAACAAUCUAACGAAGAAUCACGGCAAAGUGAAACACCAAGUCACUGCACAAGCAACGAUAAUAAUGCGACAGAGUCCUGUUCUGAAAGAGAACUUUCUAGAUUUGGUGGUGAAGAAGAUUCUAGAAAUGAAAUUUCUCGCACAAUUUUACAAGAUGGAGAAGAAGCUAGCAGUGGUUUGGGAGACAAUGAAAGCUCUGAUGAUAGACCAAUUCAGAAUUGCAGAGAGAGAGAGCUAGAAGAUUUUAAAGAAAACAGAGCAACAUCAUGUCACAGUCUUCAGUUAUCACAGUUGCAGGAAGAAGUGAUUGUUUUAAGAGCUGAAAAUGCUGCUUUGCAAGAACAGCUGGCGAGGCAGGAGUCUGAGCUUGGCCAAACUAGAGCAAUACUCAUUGGCUGUAGAGAAGAUAGGGAUAGGUGUCAAAGAAGAGUUCGUGAAAUGCAGUCAAAACUUGCUAGUCUACAAUCUCAAAGCUCGCAGGGCUCUCAAACCGGUAGUUCUCCGACUAGAAGUAAAAGCCCACAUAUCAAUCCUACAACAGGAGAGAGAACUCCCACCUCUCGAGAAGAUGUUCCUAUAGCAAAAAUGGCUGAACGGGUGAGGCUGAAAAAAGUGGAGAGCGGUGACCGUCACAUAUUAGGCUCUGAAAUAUCAAGUUUAGGACUCUCGACUACAAAAAUGGCUGAACAUCUUGCCCAAAAUGUUCAUGAAGAAUCACAUGCUCAGGAAAUUUUUCAGACUUUAUUUUCUACUGGUUCUCCGGUUCCUGAAAACAAGAUUAAAGAGUUUGAAGUGGAAAUGGAAAGGUUAAAUAGCCGUAUUGAGCAUUUGAAGUCCCAAAAUGAUCUCCUAAAUCUAACUCUUGAUGAAAGCAAAGGACAUUGUGACCGACUCAGUGUUUUGAUAGGAAAAUAUGAAUCGAAUAAUACGGCCCUUCAACUUGCUUUGUCUUACAGUGAUCAAGCUAUUGAAACAUUCGAAGUAUUACUUGCUUUGUUGGAAGCUGAGCAAGAUCUUUUGCGAGCAAAUUGCAAGGCUGUUGGUCUAGUCAAAUCUGAAGAUGAAAAUCAAAAGAACAUUAUGGAUCUUUUAACCAAAUCUCAGGAGAAUAGGAAAGCUUCUGAAAACGUUGCCAAGCAUUUUCUGCAGAAAUUGGAUCGAAGUUACGGUAUCUCGUCUAGAAUGGGUGCUUGUCAUCUUAGCCCAUGGGAAGAUCUUUCUUCUCAUAGUCACACGACAAGUACCUCUAGUUCCGUGUCCAGUAGCUGUGAUAGUGGUGUAGAGUUCACUAAAGUGGAUGAGCGUAGACUCAGGGACUAUAUCAUUCAGUUGAAGAAUGACAGGUCUGCUGUGCGGACCACUGUAGUUGAGCUGGAGAGUAUCCACAUUGAUCCCAUUAACAAAGAUCCACCAACAAUAAUAGAUGCUCAAAAGCUGGAUUUGGAAAACGCCGUCCUCAUGCAAGAAUUGAUGGCCAUGAAAGAAGAAAAAGCUGAAUUGAAAGCUCAAGUUUACCUCCUAGAAAAAGAAAAAACUUCAUUAGAACUUCAACUCAGUAGUAGAGAAGCUCAGGAGCAAGCAUAUAAAGUGCAAAUUGAAAAUUUUAAAAGUGAACUACAAGAACAGUCUGAAAUGGUAGAAAGGUUACAAUGUUCAUCAAAUCAUAAAGGUGUUCUGAGUGCAAGUGAUAGUGAGAAACUGAAUGAAUCUUCUGAAAAAGUAAAUAAAUUGAAAGCUAGAAUUCAAGAAUUAGUGCAGACAAUGGAGAAAGUAACUAAAAACUCAGAAAUGAGUGCCCAACAAUCUGUUGAAUUUGUUAAUGAUUUAAAGCGUACUAAUAGUGCCUUGGUGAUUGCCUUUGAAAAGGCAAAGAAAAAACAACAAACUAAAGUUAAAAAACUAGAAAUGCAAAUGAGUUCUCUAACUGAAAGACAUAAUGCUCAGGUAAGAAUGUUAAAGCAAAGAAUAGCGAUGUUAGAAAAUGAAACUGGUCAUCGUGUUCUACAAACUUCUAAUUCUGAUCUUCCUAUGUGAACUUCUCAUUGUGAGGCUUUAUACUGAAGCCUCUUGAAUAUUUACACAAACUGCCAAGUUUAGGUGGCACUACACUGACCAUCCAACAGUCGCAAUACUGCAUUUCCUCAAUGUGAUUCUACCUUGCGUUCAGUCUUCCCAUUUGUUAUGUUUUGUCCUGAACCAAUAUGUUUUACCAAAUGUGAUACUCAUUAUGUUUAUUACUGUAAAUAUUUUUUUAAUCGAUUCAUUUAGAAAGAAAAUGGGAUGGAUUCUAAAAAUCAUAGUUUUUUUUAAAAAAAAAAAAUUUAUUCUGGUUUACUUUGCUUCAAAUGUUGCUUCAAGUAAUGGAAAAAUGAAUUCCUCUCAGGUCCAAGUUCAGACUCCUUUUAUUUUGCGUGUUCAAUCUUGUUACAUUUUUAAAGAUAAAUUUCAUAUAUAAAAUUUAUGUUGUUCACAAUUUGGUCAUAUUAGUAAUAUGUGAGUCGAUACUUAAAUGAAAGAGUAAAUAGUAUUUUAAAAAGAGGGAACUUUCUUCUUCCCCAAAAAAUUAUUUUUAACGUAGUAAAAUUUGGUUGUGAAAAUAUGGUUUUAAGUAUUGAAAACCAAUAUGAAUUAUAGUUUCAGGAUUAAAGUAUCUACACCCGAAAUGAAAUUUCUUCUUCCAAAUGUCGUUAUUUUUUAUUCUUUUUCUUUUGAAAAAAUGAGGCAAACUGCUCUAGAUUCAUUGAGCAAAAGGUACAACUUUGACAUAAUUUUGUGCCGAAUUUGA
Messenger RNA from Parasteatoda tepidariorum (common house spider), 4076 nucleotides. Its product is annotated as colorectal mutant cancer protein. NCBI's taxonomy places the organism in Eukaryota, Metazoa, Arthropoda, Arachnida, Araneae, Theridiidae. Gene Ontology annotation, molecular function: calcium ion binding. The record is from RefSeq and is a predicted model, not a curated record.